Erpetoichthys calabaricus (reedfish) is the source of this 2626-nucleotide messenger RNA. It is a transcript of the gene zw10, whose product is annotated as zw10 kinetochore protein. The record is from RefSeq and is a predicted model, not a curated record. The transcript has 16 exons. Bases 163 to 2490 code for a protein of 775 amino acids. Gene Ontology annotation, cellular component: RZZ complex; nucleus; chromosome, centromeric region. Lineage: Eukaryota; Metazoa; Chordata; Cladistia; Polypteriformes; Polypteridae. Gene Ontology annotation, biological process: mitotic cell cycle; mitotic spindle assembly checkpoint signaling; endoplasmic reticulum to Golgi vesicle-mediated transport.
UCACUCCUUGAAGAGGAAGUUGCCUUUUUUUUCAUUUAACAUAAAUUUGAAAGAGGAGUAAAGCCGGACGGGUACAUGCAUUUGGAGUAAAACCAGUGGAGUGCAAGUAACAGCAAGAAGAAGUGGACAUUUAGAUUUAGCCUUGUUUAUGUACUGAGAGCAAUGGCAUCGUUUGUUACUGAGGUGCUGGCAAACUCGGGCAAACUGGAAAAAGAGGACUUGAGUAGUAAAAUCAGCAGAUUGUCCCGAAGAGUGGAGGAGAUCAAGUGUGAAGUCUGUGACAUGAUCAGCAAGAAGUAUGAUGAGUUUCUACCAAGCAUGCAAAAUUCAGAAGAUCUGAUGAACCAAGUCAACAACAUUUCCAAUGACAUUGAUAAUCUUCGAACACAUAUUGAAAAUGAGGUUCAAAAGGAUCUCCAUGUUGCCGUUACAGAGUUUGCAGAUCUUAAACAACAGUUAGAAAAGAAUACCAUGGUGCUAAGUGUACUCAGAGUGCUACAAGAGUUUGAUACAGCCAUUGAAGAUUAUCAUAAGUCACUGCUGGAAAAGAAAUACAGUCUAGCAGCCCAUAAUCUUCAAAGGGCUGAGACUGGACUGAAAACUUUGAAAGCUAGAAACGGCUGUGAGUUGAAGAUUUUAAAAGCAAUGAACACCGAGUUGACCAUUCAGAAGCAGAACCUGCUUUAUCAUCUUGGAGAAGAAUGGCGAAAACUUGCAGUGUGGAAACUUCCUUCCCCAAAGGAACCAUCUACACUGGAAACGUUUUUAAAAACAGAGCUACACCUGUCUUCAUCAGCUUCAAAUGGAAAUGGUGACAACAUACCUGUGUUACCCUCUGUCCUGCAGGCAUUCUCUGUUCUCGGAGAACUCCAUUCAAAGAUUAGGCUUUUCAGUCAAGUUCUGUUGAAAUAUGUCCUAAAACCACUGAUUACAUAUCCUGCUUUACAACUUAUAUUGAUGGAGCAUCCGGACCAGGGCACCACUCUAAAAUUUUAUCUUGAGGAAACAAAUCUGAAUCACCCAUCUCCUGUUGCUGUUUACCAGAAAGUCAGGACCGUUUUGGAACAGCUUCACAAGAAUCUUUUUGAUAUUCCUCUGAAACAUCUAUCUGAAACCGAUAAAAGCUUGACUAUCACUUUAGCUGAAGUGCUGGGUGAACUGAUUUGGGAAGAAAUGUGUGACUGUAUCAUCAAAGAAUGUUUAGUUCACUCUAUACCAGCAAACAGCAGCCAGCUGGAGCAGUAUGAAGAGGUUAUAAAAGACACAGAAGAAUUUGAAAAUAAUCUUAAAGAAAUGCAUUUUCUAAAGGACUGUACUACAGACUUACUCAAGUAUGCUAGAAACGUAAACUCGCAUUUUGCUAACAAGAAAUGCCAGGAUGUGAUUGUUGCAGCCAGGAAUUUGAUGACAUCUGAGAUACACAACACUGUGAAGCUAUCUCCAGAAUCUAAAGUUACUCCACCUAAACUGCCUGUUCCUAAAGAGAAGAUGAAUGUGGAAAAGGUUGCAAAGGUGUCACCCAAAGUAAUAAUGAAUUUGGAAAAUGAACAUCAGCUAAAUGCACACACUUUUUCUAUGCCUGUCUGCCGUAUUAGUGAAUCAGUUCAGAAGCUGAUGGAACUUGCUUAUCAAACAUUGUCUGAGGCAGCUAACAGUACUAGCCAUUGUGCUAUUCAGCUUUUCUAUACUGUUCGUAACAUCUUCCAGCUAUUCUAUGAUGUUGUUCCAACCUAUCAUAAAGAAAAUCUUCAAAAGCUUCCUCAAUUGGCAGCCAUUCACCACAACAAUUGUAUGUUCAUCGCUCACAAUCUGCUAACUCUUGGACACCAGUUCAAAUACCAUCUUCCAAAACCAUUGUGUGAAGGAGCAGCUACUUUUGUUGAUCUGGUGCCAGGGUUCCGGAGACUUGGUACUGAAUGUUUCCUGGCACAGAUGCGGACUCAAAAGGCAGAGCUUCUGGAAAGACUAUCAACAGCAAGGAAUUUUUCAAACCUAGAUGAUGAAGGCGCUUACUUAGCAGCAAGUAAAGCCGUCAAGCAGGUUUUACAUCAUUUAAAACGCUUGGGGAAAGUAUGGCAAGAUGUUCUUCCUGUGAACAUAUAUUGUAAAGCAAUGGGUACUCUGUUAAACACUGCCAUUUCUGAGAUUAUCCACAAAAUAACCACACUAGAGGACAUUUCCUCUGAAGAUGGGGACAUCCUUUAUUCCCUGUGUAAAACUAUUGUUGAAGAAGGUCCACAGGUUUUCACCCCAUUGCCAGAUAAAAACAAGAAAUAUCAGGAAGAAGUUCCUGUGUAUGUUCAGAAAUGGAUGGCUUUCAAGGAGCUAAUGAUUGUCUUACAGGCCAGUCUGCAAGAGAUUGUGGACAGGUGGGCAGAUGGAAAAGGACCCUUGGCAGCUGAGUUUUCCUCCAGUGAGGUGAAAAGCCUGAUCCGAGCAUUGUUUCAAAACACAGACAGAAGAGCAGCAGCACUUGCUAAAAUAAAGUAAACUUUUUUACAUGACUGUAAUAUAUGUAUAUAAUAAUUUUUCUUUGCAACAAAAUAGCAUAUGUAAUAUGUCAUUGAAUUUUAUGCUUUCACAGUGCAUAUAAAUAAAUAACAAUCUCAAUUUAUUCUUCUGAAAA